Trichomonas vaginalis G3 is the source of this 1014-nucleotide messenger RNA. RefSeq lists its product as uncharacterized. The transcript has a single exon. The coding region runs from base 1 to 1014 and encodes 337 amino acids. The record is from RefSeq and is a predicted model, not a curated record. Lineage: Eukaryota; Parabasalia; Trichomonadida; Trichomonadidae.
AUGACUCUUCUCACAACCACAACAAGGCGCCGUCAAAAUCCAGAUCUUAUUGCUGACAUGCUAUAUGAAAAGAAUCAAGCAAUCGAGGAUUUGGAUUUUGAUAGAGCUGAAUUAAUUUAUAACGAGAUUCAAAAAGAAGUUUCGAGAAGAGCCGAAGAUGAUUUUGCAAAAAUUAAGCUUAAAAUCUCCGAAUUGAUUAAACCUAUACAGAAAAAUUAUAUAAAUUCGAUUAAUCAGCUGAGAGAUGAAAGAAAACAAAAAGAUACAGAUAAUCAUGCCGAUUAUAUGAUGAAAACAGCAUCAGAAAACCAAUUCCAUAUGAAAGAUAUAACAAACAUAGAAGAAGAAAAAGAAAAUCAAAUUUCAUCAGUUGAGAUCGAUCUUACAGAAUAUAAUCAGCUGAUAUCUAAAGCAAAAACAGAAGCAAUAUCGGCUAAUUUUGAUAAUGCAAGGAAAUUAAAAGAACAGGCCGAAACAAAACGUAUUUCUGCAGAAAAUAACGUAAUUGAAGAACUUACAAAUCAAUAUAAUGAUCGUAUUGCCGAAGCAAACUCUAAACAUGAAACGUAUUUAAAGAAAUUACUGCAAAAUUACUAUGAAAGUCAGAGAAUUAUAAAUGAUGACUAUGAAAGUCGAAUAAAAUCACUACAAAAACAGAUGAAGAACGACCUCUCGAUAAUAUUUGAAAAAACAGAAGCCGAAACAAAAGCAUUGUCUGCCAGCAAAGAAGAUUCAAAGAAGAUGAUUGACUUUUUACAUGAAAAGCAUAAAACAAUCGAAAAUCAGAUUCUCAAUGAAGAAGGUAUUAGUAUUAAAGACAAUGAUACUACAAACGAUACUGUUUUUAUUACAGAACAUCGUCCAACGACUUCUCGUGUUCCAAAAACAGCUGUAACUGCUAGAAAUUUAUAUCUUUCUACACCAAGAAGGUCAUUGAAGGCCUCUACAUCAAAUAAUAUUCGUUCAAUGACAACCAGAGGUAAAUUAACAGUACCAAAGUCUGUUUUCUUUUGA